AUGGCUGAUUCUGAGUUGCCACCAUCGGAUUCGCAAAAUAUCUUUUUGUUUACACUUAUAGUCCGCUCAAUGUUGUAUGGCUUUGGCGAUGUGGAAAAUCCUCUACCAGAGACGGUUGCCAUGGUUGAGGAGAUAGCAAUACAAUACAUUCUGGAUAUGACACGUAGGGCGAUGGAGAUUGGACGCGUUGGCAAAAUAACAGUGGAAGACAUCGCCUAUUUGGUGCGCUCCGAUCCACGAAAGUUUUCCCGGGCGAAGGAACUCCUCUUACUCAGUGAAGAACUCAAUAAGGCUAAGAAGGCUUUUGAUAACGAUUUCUAG
Messenger RNA from Hydatigera taeniaeformis, 321 nucleotides. The record is from the annotation of a GenBank genome assembly. NCBI's taxonomy places the organism in Eukaryota, Metazoa, Platyhelminthes, Cestoda, Cyclophyllidea, Taeniidae.